AUGAACGUCAUACAACGCCGUUGUUCAGGACUAGAAGUCGCUAUACAUAGGCAUUCAUUAGAAGCAACCCCUAUGGCCGCUUUGAGCCGAGCAAUUGCCGGCAUCAAUGGUUCCACGGUAAUUGUAAAUUUCCCGGGAAGUGUGAAAGCUGUCAAGGAGUGCUGGGUUGUCGUGGAGCCAAUUCUACACCAUGCCGUCGAUCUUCUAAGCCAUUGUGACGAUGGGAGCUUGCAUGCGGCUAUGGCCAAAGAAGCUGAAUCAGCAGCUGGAGACAAGGGGCAGACAGCACCCUGA
Molecule: messenger RNA, 294 nt
Organism: Haemonchus placei
Lineage: Eukaryota; Metazoa; Nematoda; Chromadorea; Rhabditida; Trichostrongylidae
Source: the annotation of a GenBank genome assembly